AUGAUAGGUUUGGCAACAGUAACCAUUGGUGUAGCUGCUUCAAUCUUACGAGGAGGACGUACAACAUACUCGAGGUUUGAGAUCCCUCUUCAAACAAGUGAAUCAACUAUGACAAACAUGUCAAAGCAAAGUGAUGCUGCCAAAUUGAUUAGAAAAGCAAAACUGAUUAUAUGGGAUGAAGCACCAAUGGCGAGACGACAAACAAUAGAAACAGUCGACAAGAGCUUCAGAGACAUAAUGGACAUCGAUAAACCAUUUGGUGGAAAAGUCAUGGUUUUUGGAGGAGAUUUUCUGCAAGUGUUACCAGUAGUUCCAAAAUCAACUCGAGCAGAAAUUGUAAAUGCAAGUGAGUUCUUACUUCGAUUGGGUAACGGUGAUGAACCAACAAUAAGAGAAAAUUUAAUCCUCCUCCCAGAACAAUUAACAAUCAAACAUUCUCAAGAUGAAAUUCCAGAAGAACCCAUAAUAAAAGAGAUAUUUCAAAGCCUGCAAGAAAAUGCUGCUACAGCAAAAUACGUCAAUGAAAGAGCUAUUUUAGCAAGCAGAAAUGACCAUGUGGAUAAAAUUAACGACAAGUUAAUAUCUCAGUUUCCAGGGGAAAGCAAGAUAUUCAAUAGUUUUGACUCGGCAGAAGAUGACACCAACAACUAUUACCAAGAAGAAUAUCUAAAUAUUUUAACACCAAACGGUCUCCCACCACAUAGGUAUUGA
Molecule: messenger RNA, 711 nt
Organism: Solanum lycopersicum (tomato)
Lineage: Eukaryota; Viridiplantae; Streptophyta; Magnoliopsida; Solanales; Solanaceae
Biological process (GO): telomere maintenance; DNA repair
Molecular function (GO): DNA helicase activity
Source: RefSeq, a predicted model, not a curated record